AUGGGCAUCGAUACAACGCCAGUUUCAUUCAUGGAUGCCGACUCGACCAUCACUCAAUCUGGCACCACUCGCAGUGCCUCAACCAACCGCCUAUAUUCGGUGAGUCUAAGCCAGCAAGCGCCGCUCAGCUCGAACUCUAAGAUCUCCGAGCCCACAUCCAGCGGGCCUCCCAGCUCCUACACUAUCAAGACUCAUGGGCUCAAUCACUGCCAGCACGGCGCCGAGUGUCCGACCAUAUCAGACUACAAGCGGCUCCAAGCAGACAUCAACCAGGUCUUCCACAGCAAGUCCGACCAACAUCUCGUGACAAGCAAUGCCAAAGCUGCCUAG
This is a messenger RNA of Aspergillus saccharolyticus JOP 1030-1, 330 nucleotides long. RefSeq lists its product as uncharacterized. Lineage: Eukaryota; Fungi; Ascomycota; Eurotiomycetes; Eurotiales; Aspergillaceae. The transcript has 2 exons. The coding region runs from base 1 to 330 and encodes 109 amino acids. The record is from RefSeq and is a predicted model, not a curated record.